AUGGCGGCACAGGUAAGCCUGAUGGCUUACCUGCAGCAUGGCAUGCCCCCUCUGACCCUUUUACGCCAAGGCCAAAACGAGAACAAUACCACAUGCCUUAGCCGCAAAUAUCACGCAGGCCAGAUUGGUGAUGUUACACACUGGGAGGGCUUCAAUCUCGGUACCAUCGAGCAGCGAUUCGGCACAAUUCUGUACAAUGCCACAAUCACGGACGAGCCCCUGAAUCCCCAGUCGCCUCGCCGAUACAUGAAUUCGGAAACUCCCUUCGCUGCGGAUUCCAAUAUAACAACAAUGCUCCCCCCUAACCUCCAUCGCCGGCUACCUCUCACGACUGUGCUGUAUGAUGCCGGCAACAUGGCUCAAAUGAUUGAGCAGUUCAUCCCGGAUAUUGCAUACUAUGAUGCAAACCAUCAACCUGCUGGAAAGGCCAAAAACCGCGUUCCCGGAGAUAUCAAACCGUCUUACAAGUGGGCCUAUCCCCGCAUGGAUGGCCACCCCACAAAGAAUCACGAGUUCAGACAAGCACUAUCACAGAUCAACUGGUACAUGACGCAGCAUGAAAGCCGGUAUAGCUUCAUUCUGACAGAUGAAGCAUUGGUGGCAGUCCGAAGACUCGAUUUCAAGGGCAAUCUCGAACUCUCAGAGCCUAUUCCCUGGGCCACUUCUGGUACAGCCCGAAAUCCACGAUUGACCGUUCCUCUUGCUAUGUGGUAUCUAGGCAUGUUAGCGGCUCAUGACCAAGGCCCGCUGGACUGGAAACUUCCGCGCCCCCCUCCCCCUCCGGUUCCAGCCAUUCCUCAGCACUACCGUGCGCAUUCACAGGAUCAAGGACAUCAACGUGACUCUGGACGUGGCUCAGGGCAGCAACCUCGACAGGAGUCUGGAAAGAACCCUGGAGUUCAAAUUGUCAAAGAAAAUACGACUCUGGCUGCUAUGGAGAUUGAACUCGAGGAUGUGGAGGUUCUCGAGACGCUUCAAGACGUGAACUCUUUGGUUUUGAAGUACCAUAAUUUUCAUCCCUCUGCGGCUUCUUUUCCCGAUUGUGAGGUGUCCACCUACCAUCGUGAGCUCGCCGCGUAUCGCCGCUUGAAAGCCGAAGGUUUCUGCGAGCGACGAGUCAUUCCAGACUUCUAUGGUACGAUCAAAAACAUCGAUCCAAGUCACUGGCCAUAUCUGUGGAAGUUUGUUGAUGAUGAGCUUCCACCAACCGCCAUUCUCAUCGAAUAUGCUCCUAACAUGCAUCGGAUCGACCUUUCCAACUUCUCACCCCAAAACAUGCAAAUCUUGAGAGAAACCCUCGCAGAAAUGCAUUCCGUCGGGGUCUUACAUGGCGAUGCAGAAACACGGAAUAUGGUGGUUUCCAAGGACCCGACUACAAACCAGGACAGGGCCCUCUGGCUGGAUUUUGAUCGUGCUCACACGUUCUCCGAGUGUCUUUCAGAAAGGCAGGAAAGCUGGAUGAAAGAAGAGAUGGAACGGAUGGAUUAUUUCGUCCAAUACUUGACCCAGGACAACGAGCAAGGUGAACUGUACCAUGCAUACUCCUUCUAUUACGACUGGGUUGAGUACCUGGGGUGGGCAGAGGAUUAUGAAUGGGUCAAAGAAGAGAUUGCGGCCCGCAAAUACAAUCCCUUUAAGCAUGAGGGGGCGAAAUUACAGAAGUGGCUGGACGGCCGCAAAGAUAACGGAAUGGAAUGGAAUGGGGCGGACUGGGUUCAAUCCAAGAGCAUGAGAUGGAAUGGGCAGGUUUACGUUGAAAUCAAGGACGGGGCCGACCGUUCACCGAACUACGAAGUCUCAGAGAGGGAGAUCGAAAUCGCACAGCCAUGCGGUGAGAUGAAGAUACAGCGAGCUAAUCCAGUCUAG
Messenger RNA from Penicillium manginii, 1866 nucleotides. RefSeq lists its product as uncharacterized. The transcript has 6 exons. NCBI's taxonomy places the organism in Eukaryota, Fungi, Ascomycota, Eurotiomycetes, Eurotiales, Aspergillaceae. The coding region runs from base 1 to 1866 and encodes 621 amino acids. The record is from RefSeq and is a predicted model, not a curated record.